UCUGGUAGCGUCUUUCGAAUGAGAGACUAAUGUCGAAUAUGAAACUAACUUCACCUUGUUGUUACAAUAAGGAUCGAGUUACCAACAUCAGAUUUGAUUUGUUUGUUGUUGAAUCAUUAAUUGGAUGUCUUUAUGCUACUGCCAAUUUGAGAUACCGGCACAAGCACCACGGUAUUAACCGUGUCCAAGGAACUUAAGAAAGAAUACAUCUUGAGAAACUAAUUUGGUAUCAGUGGUUGUUGGAGCAAUUUUUUUUAAAUGUGUCUCAACAAAACUUUUUCCAAUAUUAGCCUUAGCCUACCAACCUUAUUUGUGUGUCAGAAUGGUGUGUGAUGAGAUGUGUGUGUAGUACUGGUUUAUUUAAACCACAAGAGGGCACAGCCGUUUAAAGAAAAGGCAUUACUACAUGGGACGUCAUAGCUAUGCUAGAGCGCGCGCUGAACGAGCUGACAGAAGAAUAGGAGCAAGUUCCCAGCAGCAGUCAGCACAGUAGGCUUGAAGUGAACCCGGCGAAAUACUCCGUGGACAGGUAUCCGGUGUUAGGCAGUUUCCAGGGAAUAGGCCUACGUCGUAUCUGAUGUCACCUCGAAGUGUAAGAACAGGUGCGCUGAACUAAGUUCUAAUGGCCAAGCAGUGCAGUUCGGGUGGCUCAAGAAUCGGUAGUGGAUUUACGCAACAGUUUGAACCACUUUGAAGACGAAUAGCGAAAUAUUACAUAUUGCGCGUUGCUUAAAUUGGUCAGUUUAUAUGUUGGUUUCUGCCGUUACCUGAUACUACUACUCCAAAUCCGUGACUUUCAACCGACUGAAUUUAGAUUUAGACUGUGCGAAGACUAACUGUAGCUUGGAUCGGGCGAGUUCUAUAGUCGGCUAUAGUAAAUAGACUACUGCAGAGGACAUGCUGGUCUGAAAACAUUAGUAGGCUACUGUGUGGAACGGGCUGUUGAAGGAUUCUAUUAACACUAGCAACCCCACGAUACCAUUUCUCCUUCUCCGACAACACAGACGCAGAAGGUCUUGCAUAGCUGACAGGUUGAUAAUUCAAUCAAAAGGCAAAAACAACUGAUCAAUUUGAAGGGACGAUAGACUGCUAUGGAAUAUAACACAAGUAGUAGGUUGCCUCAUCUCAGCUUCAGCAUAUUUGUACAGUUUCUAUCUGCAUGACUGUGUGAAGCUUGUCUUGUUAUAUCAACAAACCCCAGGACUUCUCUUAAGGCUUGCAAGAGACAUUCAUCAUGUCCAAAACGUUGAAAAAGAAAAAGCACUGGUCCGGCAAAGUACAAGAGUGUGACGUUUCGUGGGGAAAUGCCGGUGAGUUUGGCACCGUUGUGGAAGUAGGGGGUGGUGCCGAACUCGGAGAAUUCCCGUACCUGGGCCAGGUGAUUGCGGAUGCGAUGGUUUGUCACGCAGGAAGAUUUCCUUGCACCGGGGACGUGCUCCUCGAGGUGAACGGCACCCCAGUCAGCGGGCUGACCAACAGAGACACCCUCGCUGUCAUCCGCCACUUCAGAGAGCCCAUUCGCCUAAAGACUGUGAAACCAGGCAAAGUUCUGAAUACGGACCUGCGCCACUACCUCAGCUUGCAGUUCCAGAAGGGUUCCCUGGACCACAAGCUGCAGCAGGUGAUCAGAGACAACCUGUACCUGCGCACCAUCCCCUGUACCACCAGACAGCCCAGGGAGGGGGAGGUUCCUGGAGUGGACUACAACUUCAUCACUGUGGAGGAGUUCCGUGUCCUGGAGGAGAGUGGCAUUCUGCUGGAGAGUGGCACCUAUGACGGUAACUACUAUGGAACCCCCAAGCCCCCGGCGGAGCCCAGCCCUGUGCAGCCAGAUCUGGUGGACCAGGUUCUGUUCGACGACGAGUUUGACACGGAGGUUCAGCGUAAACGCACCACGUCCGUCAGUAAGAUGGACCGGACGGACAGCGCUGCCGCUCCCGAGGAAGAGGAAGACGAGGAGCGGCCCUCCCUGGUCAACGGCCUCACUGAACUCAAGGACAAGGCGGAGUGGAGGAAGGCAGUCCCCAGCUACAACCAGUCCAGCAGUGCCAUGGACUUCCGCUCCUGGAACAGCCUGCCCAGGGAUGAGGGCCAGGAGCCCCUGCCCAAGAGCUGGGAGAUGGCCUACACAGAGACGGGCAUGGUCUACUUCAUAGAUCACAACACCAAGACCACCACCUGGCUUGAUCCCCGCCUGGCCAAGAAGGCCAAGCCCCCAGAGAAGUGUGAGGACGGAGAGCUGCCCUACGGCUGGGAGAAGAUCGAGGACCCACAGUACGGAACCUACUAUGUGGACCACAUCAACCAGAAGACCCAGUUUGAGAACCCAGUCCUGGAGGCCAAGAGGAAGAUGAGCCAAGACACUACCACCCCAGGCCAGCAGGGGACCCCCACCCCCUCAGAGGAGUCAGGAGGGGGGGUGCGCGGCUUCACCAGGGACCCGGCCCAGCUGCAGGGCUCAAUGCUGAGGGCGGCCCUGAGGAAGAGCCCCCAGGGGUUUGGCUUCACCAUCAUCGGAGGAGACCGCCCGGACGAGUUCCUGCAGGUGAAGAACGUCCUGCGGGACGGCCCGGCCGCACACGACAACAAGAUGGCUUCCGGUGACGUGAUUGUGGACAUCAACGGCAUGUGUGUGCUGGGAAAGACCCAUGCAGACGUGGUGCAGAUGUUCCAGUCCAUCCCCAUCAACCAGUAUGUGGACAUGGUCCUGUGCCGGGGCUACCCCCUACCGGAGGACACCAGCGGGAGCGAGGAAGGACAAGGGGAGGCCAUCAGCCCGCCUCUGGAGCCCUCCCCCUCCGCCUCCACCCCCCACGACCUCCACUACACCAGCCCAGAUGGCACCCUGCCCAGACAGACCGCCACAGUCCCACCCAUGACCAACGGGGGGCGCCAGCACCAACACCAGCAGCCGGAGGGCCCGGACCCCACCCUGCUGCAGCCAGAGCUGGUGGGCGUGCCCCUGGUCAAGGGUCCAGGAGGAUUUGGCUUUGCCAUCGCCGACUGCCCCCUGGGCCAGAAGGUCAAGAUGAUCCUGGACGCCCAGUGGUGCCGGGGCCUGCUGAAGGGAGACGUCAUCAAGGAGAUCAACCGUCAGAACGUGCAGACGUUGAGCCACGCCCAGGUGGUGGACAUCCUGAAGGACCUGCCGGUGGGCAGCGAGGUCAACGUGCUGGUGCUGCGAGGAGGUCAGACAUCUCCUGUGAAGUCUCUAAAACCUUGCACGGCUCCCAUGUCCCAUUCCCAGCCCCAGCCCCAGCCUCAGCCCAGACAGGAGUUGACCACCAGUACAGAGACCCUGAGCCCCUCAGAGCCCCAGCCCCUGCCUUUCCCUUCCAGCACCCUGCGCUCCGUCUCCCCCAAGCCAGACCCCUCGGAGCUCUACCUCAAGUCCAAAGCCAUGCUGGACAGCAAGCCCCCCAACACCAAAGACCUGGAUGUGUUCAUCAAGAGGAACCAGGAGUCUGGAUUUGGCUUCCGUGUUCUCGGAGGAGAAGGUCCUGAUCAGCCUGUGUACAUUGGCGCCAUCGUGCCUCUGGGCGCAGCGGAGAAGGACGGCCGCUUGCGUGCGGGCGACGAGCUGCUGUGCAUCGAUGGCGUGCCUGUGAAGGGCAAGUCCCACAAGCAGGUCCUGGAGCUGAUGACCAACGCCGCCCGCAACGGCCAGGUCAUGCUCACAGUCCGCAGGAAGCUCACACACCCUGGUGGGUCCUCUGACUGUUCUCACGAGGGGGGUGGAGAGGAGGAGGGCGCCCAACCCCAGAAGGCAGCGCCAACCCUGGUCAACAGCUCUCCCAAGAUUCCCCGCCUCGAGGGCUCCAGCGCCCCCCAGCAGGAGUGCUACGAUGUCACCCUGCAGCGCAAGGACAACGAGGGCUUCGGCUUUGUCAUCCUCACCUCCAAAAACAAGCCCCCGCCUGGAGUCAUUCCUCAUAAGAUUGGCCGCAUCAUCGAGGGCAGCCCCACCGAGCGCAGCGGCCGGCUGAACGUGGGCGACCGCAUCUCCGCCGUCAACGGGCGCUCCAUCAUGGAGCUGUCCCACAACGACAUAGUCCAGCUCAUCAAGGAGGCCGGCAACACCGUCACCCUCACCGUGGUCCCCGAGGACGAGAACAGUGGGCCUCCAUCUGGAACGAGCUCAGCCAAACAGAGCCCCUCCACACAGCACAGAGCUGUGGGCCAGCAGCCUGCCAACCACUCUGACAGGAACGGCAACUCUGAGGAGAAGAAGAACGGGGUUGGCUGGCCUGAGUACAGGUCCCUCCCACACGGAGAGAUGGGAACACUGAUAACCUCAGGCCCCAAGCAGGGCUGUUUCGUGGUGGAGCUGGAGCGUGGGUCUCGAGGCUUCGGCUUCAGCCUGCGGGGAGGGAAGGAGUACAACAUGGGCCUGUUCAUCCUCCGCCUGGCCGAGGAGGGCCCCGCCUUCAAGGACGGCAGAAUCCAGGUGGGAGACCAGAUCGUGGAGAUCAACAGCGAGCCCACCCAGGGCAUCACACACACACGGGCCAUCGAACUCAUCCAAGCUGGCGGCACCAAAGUGCUGCUGCUCCUCAAACCGGGCCAGGGCUUAGUCCCCGACCACAGUAUGAAGGAGAAAGCUAACAUUUCACCCUCAAGCGUUCCAAGACUGCCUGCCUUGGACGAGCAGUCCUCCCCAGCCUCUCCCUCCUCUGUGUCCUUCUCCACCUCCCAGCCGUCCCCCUCCUCCACCAAUACAACCGCCCCCGAGGACCCCGCUAACCUGGACACAGCUGCAGCCUCCAGAGAGCCCCCCAGGGAGUACGCUGGCCAGCCCAUCAGGCCUGCAGGCCAGCAACCCCACAGCCACCACAAGAGACCCACCAGCCCCAACACCCCAGACAGAAAAGCCCACCCCAAGAGGAGUGAGUUGGUGUCCCACAGCGAGCAGCCAGCCAGCCCCCAGAGAGGCUCAGAGACCCUUAGAGCAGAGAGAAAGGAGCGCUCCCAGAGCCCAAGGAAGACUGACAGGGUCCAGUCUGGGGCUGCUGAGCCUAAGAGGGGCUCCCUGGAGGAUGGAAGCAGCCAGAGGAGAGAGCCUCGGGGCUCCAGUCCCAGAAAGAGCUCCAGGAAGGAGCAGGAGGCAGCCUCUGCUGCUGCUGUGUCCAGACAGCCCUCCAAGGGCCAGGAGGGGUCCCCCAGGCGCCCUGCGGGCCAGCAGGCCAGCCCUGCUCAGCUCCCCUCGGAGGUCAGAGACAGGAGGCGCAAGGAGGAGGACCCCGCAACUGCACGCACGCAGGAGAGAGAGACAGGCGACAGCAUGCCCAGAGGAACCAAUGGGGAACGCAGGAAGGACAAGGGGGCUGAACGAGAGGCGGGGCCGGACAGAUCCCAGUCUCAGACCCACAGGGAGAGGGCGGGGCCUGACGCAGAUGGAAGCACCCUCAACCGGAAGGCUGGAAGGGAGAAGGAGCGAGAAAGAGAGAGAGGGAGGGAAGUAAAGGAGGGUAAACCCAGGGCGGCAGUGGAGGAGAGUAAGAGGGACACCAGGAUCUCUAGCAGUAGCAGCCAGGAGCCCCCCUACGAUGGAGGAACCACGAGCAAGAAGGCUCCCAUCACCCCUGGGCCCUGGAAGGUCCCCAGCUCAGCCAAGAUGCAGUCCCAAGGAGACUUGACGAGGGAGGGGAACUGACGCCCCCACAGACUGAAGACUUCCAAGCUUCUGUUUGUGUGCAGCAUACGCAGCGGUUAGAAUGGACCAAUGUCUUCUCGGUUGAAGAUAUUUGCAUCACUGUGUUAUCAUCACAUUGCCUGUCAUUGCAUAUCUGUGCUUUUUUCACAGUCUGCCUCUCCUGCUUAUACCUGAGUGGUGUGUCUGUGCCGAGGCGGAGCUUAUGUCACAGGCAGGAUGUGACACAGAGACCCCUCCUCUUGCCUGUGCCAAGACUCCUGUAGGGCGGGGCUAGUUCUAGUAUCAGAGGCUUUGUGAGACUCUUUUCAAUUUGAUGAAAGGAAAUACUUUCCCCUGCCGACUGAUGAACGAUGUUGUUUUCUGUCACUAUGAAGGUUUUAAAGAUUUCUGUCCAGGUAAUCACUCACGAAUCGCCCUCCUUUCAGGGAGGUGAUUGGCUGCUCUGUAUUUGAUUGAUGUAGAAGGAGGUGAGAUUGUGGUUGUUUCCUCUUGAAUCGGUGGAGGACGGUGGCGGUUUUCUCUUCAAUCAUGUUCCAUCCAUAACUAGGAACCCUGUCUAGAGAUUGGAACAGAAAGUGCACAUACACAUGUAGACUCUUGAACCCUGGUGUUGUCAGCUUAGUGGUGGGUUUAUAGAUCAUUUUGAAGCUUUAUAUGCAUCUUAUCAGAAGACCAGACACUUGUGGUUUAGGUAUAUUGUUUACUACGUGUGUGUUUAUAAUGAAGCAUACUGUAAUUUAUUAAGAAUGAUAUGAAAAAAGAAUAUAUCCUGUAAGUACACAUAUCCAUAUAGCCAUUUCACCUUUUGAUGUUGUACCCUGAUUACAGAAAUAGAGCAAGUAGAGGAAACAUCACCACUAAAGAUAUUUUAACAUUGAUAGAGAUCUUUGAGAAAUUAACAUUAGUCACAACAUCUGUCUUCUUGUGCACAUGACAGUUUUUUGUUGUGGUGCUAUAUUGGAUGUAUUUAUACAUUCUAUUUAUAUUCACCCUCAGUCAGUUCAUUUAGUCCCCACAAGCGUAUUCUGUUAGUGUUAUUGUAAUGUUUAUAAUUAACAGCUAGCUUUGGACCUAACAACAAGUUAGGACCUAACUAACAAGUUUGGACCUAACUAACAACAACCUCUGUAUUUAGACAUUGCUGUAGUUUCACUGAACUUUCUAAGAUAUGUGUAUUAUUUAGCUAGCUACCCCCUGAUGUACAUGCACAGGUAGCUGUACAAAUGUAGACAUUUAUACGUUGGUUAAAAAUGAGUCCUUAAGCUACAACAUUGACAAAACAAACCUUUAAGUCUUCAUUUAAUUUUUCAUCCUCCCAAGAUCUGUACAAAUAGUUUUCAACAUAUGUUAUUUGUGGGUUGUAGCCUAGUGGUUUGUAAACCUCUUUCACUGCAUAUAGGUGAACAUCUGCACCCUCUUCUGGGGAAAAUGUGUACAACUCACAUUCCAACAUCUAGAUGUAUGGUUUACCCUGCCAUUACACAUUUAUUUCUUUGAAUUUGCUCCACAUUAUUUUUAAGUACCCAAGGUCAAUUACCCCAAAUGUACAGAAUCCUGGUAGUAACAACAUGGCAGCAUUGGCAUCAUUGUUCUCCUAUAAGUAGCUCAUAGUGCAGUAGUGUUACCUUCACAUGUGAGAUUCCCCUAAACAUAAUCCAUGUCAACUGGUUUGAAAUGUGGUGUACAAAAUGUGAAUUCAAUUGUUAAUCUCAUCUCAUUAUAGACUUAUAUAUUAUACAAAAUGUCUCUUGAAUUUUAGAGAAUAUAUCCUUUUUUUUGUUAGUUUUUUCAGAUACCAUGUUCUGUGUGUUGUGUAUGAUACUGUGGCCUUGCAUUGCUUUCACAGAAAAACAGCCUUUUGGUCUCGACAUUAUGUGGUAGAUGUAAAUGUUCAUAAAUUGUACAGCACAUGUAUAAAUACUUGCCUUCAUUGCGAAAAAGAAUCUGUAAAUCGCUCCAUUAUUUUUUUAAGUAAUUGAGAAGAAAAUGAUAUAUAAUUAUGAAAGGAAAUAUUCUGGUCAUGGCAUUCUGUUCAUGCACUGAUAAAUAAAGUUUUACUGAAUAAAC
This is a messenger RNA of Hypomesus transpacificus, 7720 nucleotides long. RefSeq names its product membrane associated guanylate kinase, WW and PDZ domain containing 3a (gene magi3a). The transcript has 21 exons. Gene Ontology annotation, molecular function: protein binding. The coding region runs from base 1235 to 5653 and encodes 1472 amino acids. Gene Ontology annotation, biological process: signal transduction. Gene Ontology annotation, cellular component: cytoplasm. The record is from RefSeq and is a predicted model, not a curated record. Lineage: Eukaryota; Metazoa; Chordata; Actinopteri; Osmeriformes; Osmeridae.